UAACCAACUGAGCCACCCAGGCGUCCCUCCAUUUGUAUGUUUUAUAAUAGGUACAGUUAAUCUAUGGUUAUAGAAAAAACAAUGGUUGCUUUUGGCUGGUUGUGGGAAUGGGAUGGAGUUUGACUUGGAAAGUGCAGAAGGCAAGGAACUUUCUAGAGUGGUGGAAAUGUUCCAUAUUUUGAUGAGGGUGUGAGUAAGACAGGCCCUAAGCUUUUGUCAAAAAUUCGUCAAACUGGUAUAUUCCCCCCCCCAACACACACACAUUACUGAGUUAUACCCUAAGAAUCUUUGCAUUUUACUAUAUGUAAAUUAUACCUCAAAAACAUUUUAAAAGUCAGUAUAACUAACAGAAAAAUAAAAAAUAAGAGAGUUUGAAUUCUAGUGUUUCAUAGGGAGUUGAUAAAAUUCAAAGUUGAUUCACAUAGUAACAGAAAGUAUAUGAUUUCAGGUUAAGGAGUCAAUUACCAAAUGAACUAAAAACAUCUGGUUAACAGGUUGCCACUAGAGAUGGGAGGGGUUGGAGCGAGGAUCAUUACUUUGCAUUAUAACUAGGUCUUUUUUUUAUAUGCAUGGAUAGUAUUACACAGAUUUGCUUUUGCAAAGAUAAGAGUUUUCCAAAGAUGGUGGUAGCACACUGGACUCAGAGGAGCAGCCAGAAGAAAAGGACAGAAUGUUCUUUGUGACACUUAGCUAUAGCCUAGAGUAUUUUAUACUCACAACCUUCCCAGGGACUUUGAACAGCACUUUGAAAUUAUGGCAUUGCUUAAGUGUGCCAUAGCAGUGGUUCUCCAUAUUUUCCCACUUCAGCACUUCUGGUGGAUAUUAAUAUUCUCAAGGUGACUGUGGCUUUCAGCUGCAGGGAUACUUAACUGAGUUGGGAGAGGGAAUACAUCGUUUGGAAAAACAAAUUGUGAAACAUCACCAGCAACCUGGAAGAAUUCUUGUUUACCAUACUUUACCAUAGUUUUUGGCUAGCUCUUAUUCUAGGAUAUUUCUAGUAUUGGACUGCAUAUAGUAUGUGCUCAGUAAAUGUUUGCUAGAUGAAUAGUUUUGAAUAGAAAUGGAAACAUAAUGGAGGAGAUGACUUUUGUCAUUUCUGCCCCACCCUCAAUAUUGAAUGCGUUUAAAAAAAUUUUUUUUUAAGAUUUUAUUUAUUUGUCAAAGAGAAAUACAGCGAAAGAGGAAACACAAGCAGGGGAAGUGGGAGAGGGAGAAGCAGGCUUCCCACAGAACAGGGAGCCCGAUGUGGGGCUUGAUGACCUGAGCUGAAAGCAGACGCUUAAUGACUGAGCCACCCAAGCGCAUACAUUUUGAAGAGCAGAAUAAAUGACUUAAUUACCUGGGUCUCUGCAGUAGUGAAUAAUUGGGACAGAAGACAAAGCACAUGGACUGGAAGUUGGAAGGGAGUGCUCAGAAAACAGACUCACACGAGCUGCAGGAGCAAGAAGUCAUCCUAGAGGACAUGGGCGAAGAUAGCAUCUCUGAAAGCUUCCGGCUUCUACAGAUCGAUGUGGAAUGCGAGCAUCGGGAGGGAGAUAUGCUGCCCACAGGCAGUACAGUGUGGUGUUCAAAAAAUGUCCAAAGAAAACAGAGACACUGGGAAAAGAUAGUUGCAGCAAAGAAGAGCAAAAGAAAGCAAGAAAAAGAAAGAAGAAAGGCCAAUCGUGUAGAAAAUUCAGGCAUCUGCCCCCAGCACAGCAAACGUUUUCUGAGAUCCUUAACCAAGGAGAGACUUUUGGAAGCCAAACACUCAGGACCAAGACUCUGUAUUGAUCUGAGUAUGACCCACCACAUGUCUAAGAAGGAGGGAUUCCACCCUAGGGUUCUAGGGAUGGCUGAAGAAUACACACUUGACAUUGGACAGGAAUUAAGUAGACUGGCUGGACAGAUUCGAAGGUUGUAUGGUUCAAAUAAAAAAGCCAGCAGGCCAUUCUGGAUCUACCUCACUGGAUUCACAACAGACAGUCCCCUAUACGAAGAGUGUUUGAGGAUGAAUGAUGGAUUUUCUAGUUACCUGCUAGACAUAACAGAGGAAGACUGCUUUAGUUUAUUUCCUCUGGAUACCCUUGUGUACCUGACUCCUGACUCAGAACACGCUCUUGAAGAUAUUGAUCUAAACCAAGUUUACAUCCUUGGUGGACUUGUGGACGAAAGCAUUCAGAAGAAGGUGACAUUUCAGAAAGCCCGAGAACAUUCCGUCAAGACAGUCCGCUUGCCAAUCCAGGAAUACAUGGUCAGACACCAGAAUGGGAAAAACUAUCAUUCAGAGAUACUGGCCAUCAAUCAAGUAUUUGAUAUCCUGUCCACAUACUUUGAGACGCAAAACUGGCCUGAAGCACUGAAGAAAGGAGUUUCUUCCAGAAAAGGCUAUGUUCUUCAGAACUCCGUGGAUGAUGGACAGCCUGAGAAGCUGCCGGAGGCAAAGCUGCUGGAGGUGUCUUGACUGAAAAGUAGGGCAGAGGCUGGCGAUGGCACACACUUGCCUUUACUUGUUAUCUUGGAUCGCCACUAGAAUUUAAGUUACUAAGAACAGGGACCACAUUUUAUGCUCUUUUCUAUCUCCCAUAGUGCCUAGCUCACAGCAAGAGCCCAGAUAUGUUGACUAAGUAAAAAGUUUACAUAACAAGAAAUUAGCCCUCAGCUACAUGGCUUUGGAUGUAUUCAUCUUUUAUAUACCUAUUUGUGAAAUACCUACUCUUUAGAAGUAGCUUAACAAUUAAAUAGUUAUUGUUA
Molecule: messenger RNA, 2733 nt
Organism: Lutra lutra (Eurasian river otter)
Lineage: Eukaryota; Metazoa; Chordata; Mammalia; Carnivora; Mustelidae
Gene: TRMT10B
Product: tRNA methyltransferase 10B
Exons: 10
Coding region: 1385-2443 (352 amino acids)
Biological process (GO): tRNA N1-guanine methylation
Cellular component (GO): nucleoplasm; nucleus
Molecular function (GO): tRNA binding
Source: RefSeq, a predicted model, not a curated record